Messenger RNA from Phytophthora nicotianae INRA-310, 598 nucleotides. RefSeq lists its product as hypothetical. Bases 74 to 598 code for a protein of 174 amino acids. Lineage: Eukaryota; Oomycota; Peronosporomycetes; Peronosporales; Peronosporaceae. The transcript has a single exon. The record is from RefSeq and is a predicted model, not a curated record.
CGUCGGCACAGAGCCACUUCAUUCUUCAAUUGGCUUUCCCAGCUCCCAUACGCAACAUAGCCACUAUUAAACGAUGCGCGCGCUGUUCGUAGUGCUAGUGGUUGCAGCCACUCUUCUUGCCAACAGCAAAGCUACAACCUCCUCAGACCUUACCAAGACGACCGCGACUCAAGCUGUUGUGUCAAUCCAAGCGAGCAAGACAAAUCGGCGAUUUUUGAGAAGCCAGAAAGCCCCCGAAAAAUACGGCGAAGUUGAGGAGGAAAGAGCCUCCACAAAUGCCCUGGCGAUUGUCGACGACGUCGCAAAAGCUCUCCCGUCACUCGACGAUGCCCUAAAAGUGUUUGCGACACCCGACGAGGUGAAGAAGCUCACGGACGCGAUCGCUGCGAAGAAUAUAAAAACCACGAUGCAAGAAGUCAAACCUCUUUUUGAGAAAAUGUCCCUGUACCCUAACGUCAGGGAGAAGAUGGUGGCCGAGAUGAAAGAACUCCCGCAGCUCAAGUCGUUGUGGAAUAGUUAUAUUAUUGAAAAAGGGGUAAAAUUCGAAAGCGCUUAUGAGAUAGCUAAGCCCAGAGCAGGCCCCCCAAGCACUAGUUAG